Messenger RNA from Diorhabda sublineata, 3845 nucleotides. RefSeq names its product isoleucine--tRNA ligase, cytoplasmic (gene IleRS). NCBI's taxonomy places the organism in Eukaryota, Metazoa, Arthropoda, Insecta, Coleoptera, Chrysomelidae. Bases 132 to 3746 code for a protein of 1204 amino acids. Gene Ontology annotation, biological process: isoleucyl-tRNA aminoacylation. The record is from RefSeq and is a predicted model, not a curated record. The transcript is spliced from 7 exons. Gene Ontology annotation, molecular function: ATP binding; aminoacyl-tRNA deacylase activity; tRNA binding.
UAUAAAAUUUUUGACAACCACGUUGAAAUGACAUCCAUUCUGAAAAAUAGGUUAUGUAUUAAUACAGCCGAAUCUUUAUAUGGUGAAAUACUGAUGCAAGUUUUAUAACAGAGUUGAAAUAAUACGUAAAUAUGACAGAAACGAAACCUCAGAUAAUUCCAAGAGUACCGGAAACGAUCAACUUUCCAGCCGAAGAAGAAAAAAUAUUAGCAUAUUGGAAAGAAAUCGAUGCUUUUAAAAACUGUCUCAAACAAUCAAAAGGAAAACCAAAGUAUACUUUCUAUGAUGGACCACCAUUUGCUACAGGAUUACCACAUUAUGGUCACAUACUAGCCGGUACUAUUAAAGACGUCGUAACUCGUUACGCUCAUCAACAAGGUUUUCACGUAGAAAGACGAUUCGGUUGGGAUUGUCAUGGUUUACCAGUAGAAUACGAAAUCGAUAAAACGCUUGGUAUAAAAGGGCCUGAAGAUGUAAUGAAAAUGGGCAUCGCAAAUUACAAUGCAGAAUGUAGAAAAAUCGUAAUGAGAUAUAGCGAGGAUUGGGAAAAAAUCGUAGGAAGAAUCGGUCGUUGGAUUGAUUUUAAAAAUGAUUACAAAACUUUGUAUCCUUGGUUUAUGGAAACUCUUUGGUGGAUAUUUAAACAAUUGUAUGUUAAAGGGUUGGUUUAUAAAGGGAAUAAAGUAAUGCCGUAUUCAACUGCUUGUAAUACUCCUUUAUCUAACUUCGAAACUGGACAGAAUUAUAAAGACGUUGUAGAUCCUGCCGUUACUGUUAAUUUACCUCUUAUAGAUGACAAAGAAGAUGCUGGUUUACUUGUAUGGACAACAACACCAUGGACUCUUCCUAGUAAUUUAGCAGCUUGUGUCCACCCUGAACUAAUCUAUGCUCGAUUCAAACAAAUUAGUACUAAAAAAAUUUAUAUAAUGUUAGAAUGUCGUAUUGAAACAAUCUUCCCAAUUGAAGAUAUUGAAAUACUAAAAACUUUCCCUGGUAAAGAACUAAAGGGGUUAAAAUACGAACCGAUUUUCAAUUACUUUUCUCAUUUAAAAGAUAAGGGUUUUAGGGUUUUUGUUGAUGAUUACGUAACAGCUGAGUCCGGGACUGGUAUUGUCCAUCAAGCCCCUUAUUUCGGGGAAGAUGAUAACAGAGUUUGUUUAGCUAACGGGGCGAUUGUAAGAGAUCAAGACCCUAUAUGUCCUAUAGAUGCUCGGGGGUGCUUCAUACAACCAGUUACCGAUUUUCUAGGACAGUAUGUAAAAGAUGCCGAUAAAAAUAUUAUCGCCAAAUUAAAAGAAAUGGGAAAACUUGUACACCAAUCACAGAUAAAACACAGUUAUCCGUUUUGUUGGAGAUCUGAUACUCCUCUGAUAUACAGAGCGGUACCUUCUUGGUUUAUUAGAGUCGAACAUAUGAGGGAUAAACUACAGAAAGUCACUUCUGAUACGUAUUGGGUUCCGGAAUUCGUUAGGGACAAACGGUUUGCUAAUUGGUUGAAAGAAGCAAGAGAUUGGUCAGUUAGUAGAAAUAGAUAUUGGGGAACGCCUAUACCGAUUUGGUCAUCUCCCGAUGGUAGUGAGAUAAUUUGUGUUGGUAGUAUUGCUGAAUUGGAAGAACUUAGUGGAAAAAAAGUGUCCGAUUUACAUCGAGAAAUCGUGGACGAUAUCGAAAUCCCUAGUCGUAUACCGGGAAAUCCUCCUUUAAAGAGAGUACCCGAAGUGUUCGAUUGUUGGUUCGAAUCGGGUUCAAUGCCUUACGCCCAACUCCACUACCCCUUCGAAAAUUCCAAGGAUUUCGACGAAAAUUUCCCCGCCAAUUUCAUAGCCGAAGGCAUCGACCAAACUCGCGGAUGGUUCUACACUUUAACCGUCAUAUCAACGGCCCUAUUCGGCAAAGCCCCGUUCAAAAACCUCGUCUGCAACGGUCUAGUAUUAGCCAGCGACGGUUUCAAGAUGUCCAAGAGUAAAAAGAAUUACCCGGAUCCGUUGGAGAUAGUCAACAAGUACGGAGCCGACGCUUUGAGACUCUACCUCAUCAAUUCUCCGGUAGUUAGAGCCGAAAAUUUGAGAUUUAAAGAAGAAGGCGUUAGAGAUGUCGUAAAAGAUGUUUUCCUACCUUGGUACAACGCUUUUAGGUUCCUAUUACAAAACAUUGAAAUAUACGUACAGGGUAAUGACAAAAAAUUCGUAUACGAACAAAAUAGUAUCGACAGCGAUAAUAUAAUGGAUAAAUGGAUAUUAUCUUUCACUCAAUCUUUGCUACUUUACGUUAGGAAAGAGAUGGAAUUGUACCGUUUGUACAACGUCAUACCGAGACUCACAAAAUUUUUCGAUUACUUAACCAAUUGGUACGUUAGAAUGAAUAGGAAACGAUUGAAAGGCGAAAACGAUUCCUAUUCGGCUCUAAUCACUUUGUUCGACGUUCUUUUGAACAUAAUUAAAAUGAUGGCGCCGUUUUCGCCGUUCUUAUCCGAAACUAUGUACCAAUACAUGAAGAAAUUACUCGAUACCCAAACGGAUAGCAUCCAUUAUUUGAUGUUGCCUACCCCGAAGGAAUCUCUGAUAGAUUUGAACAUAGAACGAGCCGUUGCUCACAUGCAAACCGUUAUCGAAUUAGGAAGAGUUGUAAGAGACAGAAAAACGAUUCCUAUCAAAUAUCCUUUACCGGAAAUCAUAAUUGUACAUAGAAAUCGACAAUAUUUAGACGAUAUUAUGUUAUUAAAAGAUUAUAUACAAUCGGAAUUGAACGUUAGAAAAAUUACUACUACAAAUGAUAAAACUAAAUUCGGUAUAACUUUGAGGGCCGAACCCGAUCACAAAAUAUUAGGUUCGAGGUUAAAACAGGAUUUCAAAGCUGUCACUUCCGGUUUGAAAGCUCUAACCGAUGAUGAAAUAAAUGGAAUCAUUGAAACUGGUUACGGUGUGAUCGUCGGUCGGCGGAUCGAAUUGUCCGAAAUGAGAUUGAUAUUUAAGGCCGAGCGAUUGAAUAGCGAUCAAUAUGAGGUGAAUAGCGAUAACGACGUUUUGGUUUUGAUGGACGUUACGCCGGAUUCUUCGAUGCAGGACGAAGGUACCGCCAGGGAAAUAAUAAAUCGUGUGCAGAAAUUGAGAAAAAAAGCCCAUCUCGUACCUACCGAUGAAAUUGUCGUUUAUUAUAAAACCGAAGGCGAUUUGAGUAGAAUCGCCGAUGGAUAUAAGGAAUUUAUCGAAAAUACCCUUAAAACUCCUUUUAGAAAAUCGGAGGAGAGAAAAAUUACCGACGAAAUUAUUAUAGAGGAGAAACAAAAUUUGAAAGAUUCCAAAAUUGAGAUAAUCUUGACGAAAAUUAACGAUAUCGAACAACCCUCGGUCAAGUGGGUUAAUAUACAGUUGGUGGGGUUGAAAUCGAGGUAUUGUAAAGGGUCUACCAAAGGUUUGGUACUAUUACAAGUCGGGAAGAAAGUAUUGAAAUUGGAUGAUUUGAUUGAGGAGGUGGAUAAGUUGUUCAAUAUCGAAAAUUAUAAAUUUUUGUUACAAAACGGCGAAGAAAUCGAUAAAAAUUUGGGAAAUGUUGAUGGAAAAGUGUUGUUCGUCGUACCGAUUGAUGGACAUGUGGAAUUGCCUAACGGUACGUCCGGACCGUUUUGUAAGAUAUUAAAUUUCGAUGAAAACGGCGUUAAAGGUACUAUAAUAUUGGAAAACCCCGUAGGAAAUCCUACGAAAUACCAUUAUCAAGAUGUAAUUAAACUUUGGAAUGAUGCUAAAUAAAUUAAUCGUUUACCCAUACUGUAUACAACAUAUAGUUUUAUUUCGCCGCUACCAGAUUUGUGAACUUGAUUAUUUUAAUAAAAUUUUAUUUCAAUUUUU